Molecule: messenger RNA, 873 nt
Organism: Drosophila nasuta
Lineage: Eukaryota; Metazoa; Arthropoda; Insecta; Diptera; Drosophilidae
Exons: 2
Coding region: 312-644 (110 amino acids)
Source: RefSeq, a predicted model, not a curated record
UUAAUUGUUUUUAAAAAAAUGUUAUUUUAUGUGUGAUCGUCCCUAUUUGCAUUAAUACAAAUUUUCUUUAGAAAACUAAUCUUUUUAAUCUAGUAAAAUAAAAAACUUAUAACUUUUUGAAAUAUUCUUCGCCAAGGCUCCACUAGAGAUCCCAAAAGUGGACGACACAAGGUGGCUGUCAAUCGAAUUGGCAGUCUCACGAAUACUGCAGCAAUGGGAAGAGCUGAAACUCCAUUUUAACCUAGCAGCGAGCAUAGAAAAAUGCCAUAACUACGCAUAUUUACUUUUUUUUAAAUCCAAUAUUGUCCGAGAUGCAAAGAGUAAAUAAGUGUUUCCAGAGCAGCAACACAAAUGGUACGGAAUUAUUAAAUGAUUUGACGUUGGCCAUUCAUUCAUUGAAAAAGGGCAUAGUUCCACCUGAUAUAGAUGUGGAUUUGUUGGAAACGGAGGAUGUCGAAAGAUAUGUCCACGAUGAUCUAGCGCAAGGAUAUGAGUUUGAGAAACAUGUAAAGUUAAUGAAAUUGGAUCCAUUAUCCGAAAAAGAGAUUCGAGACUGCUGCUCGAGAUUUUUAGUUGAGCUUAUUAAGCAACUCAAGCAGAGGCUUCCUGUGAACAAUGUGUUGCGCCACUAUUGGAAGGACUAAGUUGCCAAAAUAUUGGGAAAAUUGAAAGCGAAUACAAAAAAAUUCAUUUUGUUAAUUGGCAAAAUACGGACAACACAAAAAAAUUUUGGAUUGAAGUCAAUUCCUAUAUGGAUUCUGAAGGCAACAACACAUUUGCGGAGUUGGCUCGGGUUGCCACUAAUAUAUUAUCGUUGCAUUGCAAUGCAUUGCAAUAGUUAUGAUGUUGAGAUCAUGUCCCCAAUAAUUGAGG